This is a messenger RNA of Drosophila suzukii, 2891 nucleotides long. It is a transcript of the gene Cad96Ca, whose product is annotated as tyrosine kinase receptor Cad96Ca. Gene Ontology annotation, cellular component: signaling receptor complex; plasma membrane. Gene Ontology annotation, biological process: cell surface receptor protein tyrosine kinase signaling pathway; positive regulation of kinase activity; multicellular organism development. Gene Ontology annotation, molecular function: transmembrane receptor protein tyrosine kinase activity; ATP binding; calcium ion binding. The record is from RefSeq and is a predicted model, not a curated record. NCBI's taxonomy places the organism in Eukaryota, Metazoa, Arthropoda, Insecta, Diptera, Drosophilidae.
AGCUUCAGUUGUCAGUCUGCCGAGUGGCUAAACGCAUCGCCGUUCAAGUCCCGCUUUGGGAUCACCCCAUACGCAGCCCGUGAAAGUUUAUGGAUACCAGUUUCAGUGGCUUUGUGAACAAUCUUAUAUGUGAAAUUCAGCGCAAAAUCCCACCCUAAAAUAAAAUCCUCGGACAUCUGGCAGGCUGCCGUUUAGGCGGUUGAUUGCGCAAUGGUUUAUCACCAUCACAACCACGAAAAUCGGAUAAUACACUGCAGAAAACAAUUACUUUCCUGGCGGAGGAGAAGCUUGCUGUUAACGCUUUUUGUGGUGACAGCCACAGCGGUUUCCCUGAUUUCACAAGAAGCUGAGGCCCACGAUCAAAAUGCACCUCCGAUUCUAUAUGUUCGCGAGCGCAACUGGCGAAUUUCGGAGACUGAGAAAGUCGGUCAGAUAAUAGAUAGAGUGCGGGCGGAGGAUCCGGAUGGCGAUGAUCUGAUAUUUGGAAUCGAACCUCGUUUAGCCUGCCCUGGAGGUGGAAAUGGCCCUAGUCCACCGGAGAAAAUCCCCUUUCAAAUCGAUAGGGAAACGGGAGUUGUCACUCUCAACGAAAGUUUGGCGGGAAGGGCCGGUCAGAAUUUUCUCAUCUAUAUAACUGUCACGGAUGGUUUAUAUACGGCGAAAAAUGAGGUUUUCAUCAAUAUUUUGGGUGAGAGGGAGAACAGCUCUGGCUACCGACCGCAGACCUCGAUUUCGAACGUGGUAUCGCAGUUUCUGCCGCGUUUCGACCAGCUGCCCGGUGUCCAGUCCAUCCGGAAUGGCCUACCAAACAGCCGGCCAGGUGGCUAUCCACCGGUGCCCCAGAACAAUAUAUUCGGUCAGCAGCCAUUUGGGAACUUCUACCCACCGCCACCGCCGAAUAUUCCGGGACCAGAGCGAGGGGAAAGUUCCGAGGAGACGGAGCCAACGAAGGAUGAUGGGGUGACACCCACAACGGCCGUCAGGACCAGCUCCACCACUCCAAAGAGUCGCACCAAACUGACGCCGAUAACUGGCAAUAAUUCGACGAGGGUCGAGGGAAUCCCCACGGAGACGACACCGAGUGCCAGCCAUAAUAAUAACACCAGUCCCAUCGCCACCGUCUUCUCACUCAAGUCCGGCACAAUUCCGAUUGUGGUCACUGUAGGUGGAUUUUUUGCCGCCAUCGCCGUGCUGCUGGCGUACUUAUGCCGCCGACGACUGUGCGCCAUCAGCAGGAUCAAGAAGUCCAAGGAGAAGGAGGAGCUGGCCAAGAAGUCCAACCAGAGCCAGCUGAGCAGCACGCUGACCGACGACAGCCGCAACUCGAUGGUCAUGCAGCAGUGGCAGGGACCCGUGGCCUUCGCCAAUCGCUAUGUUCCCUGGGAGCGGGAUCAGCAGCUGGGCAUUGCAACAUCGCAGUUGUCAACAGGUGUCACAAACGGUGGCGAGUCCUCCGCGGGAGUGGCCAGUCCUGGGACAGGUGAGCCGGGAUCCAACUUGGGUCCUGGCUGCGUGGCAGGCGGAGCAGGAAGUUCCGGCCCAGCGGAAAAUGGUUUCGCCGGUGAGGCCAACGGCGACCGCUGGGAAUUCCCCAGGUACCGAUUGAAGUUCUUCAAUAUAUUGGGCGAAGGAGCCUUCGGACAAGUUUGGCGCUGCGAGGCCACCAACAUAAAUGACACCGAGGGCAUUACAACAGUGGCUGUGAAGACACUUAAGGAAAGCGCCACCGAAGUGGAUCGCAAGGACCUCUUAUCCGAAUUGGAGGUAAUGAAAUCUUUGGAGCCACAUAUCAAUGUUGUUCGUUUGUUGGGUUGCUGCACGGAUAAGGAUCCCACUUUUGUGAUUCUGGAGUACGUAAACCGGGGGAAAUUGCAAACCUAUUUGAGAAGCUCACGCGCCGAAAGACACUAUGGAAAUACCCACGGCAAGUCAAAUGUUCUGACUUCCUGCGACUUAACUUCCUUUAUGUACCAAGUAGCUAAGGGCAUGGACUUGACAUCUCGAGGGAUUAUUCAUCGGGACCUGGCUGCUCGAAAUAUCCUUAUAACCGACGAUCACACAUGCAAAGUGGCUGACUUUGGAUUCGCAAGAGAUGUAAUUACAUCUAAGAUUUAUGAAAGGAAGAGCGAGGGCAAGCUGCCAAUAAGAUGGAUGGCUACCGAGUCACUUUACGACAAUAUCUUCUCCGUAAAAUCCGAUAUCUGGAGCUUUGGUAUAUUGAUGUGGGAAAUUGUGACUCUGGGAUCUACGCCUUACCCGGGAAUAUCAGCCGCAGAUGUUAUGCGGAAGGUAAGGGAUGGAUAUCGUUUGGAGAAGCCGGAGCACUGUCGCCGUGAGCUCUACAAUAUAAUGUACUACUGCUGGUCACACGAUCCUCAGGAGCGUCCUCUUUUCGCGGAAAUAAUCCAAAUGCUCGACAAAUUGCUGCACACGGAAAUGGAUUACAUCGAACUGGAACGUUUUCCCGAUCACAACUAUUAUAAUAUCGUUAGUCUUAGUGGCGAAAAGUUGUAGGAUCGCCCUUCUUAUGCACUGAACCUGAACCCCCAUCAGCUUUAUUACCUCCAAAAGACUUUGGGAUAUCCCAUUCCAGUCUUGGCUCAUUAAGAGAAUAUAGAAGGUUAUACUGCCAUUACGAAUCACACUGCAAAAACAAAGUGUACAACAAACUGUAUCUUCCUGGAUAUCAGAUAAGUCUAAAUACCAAAUUGUUUAGCAUUAUCUUGAGCAUCGGAUAAGAGAAAUACUGAACAUAUACUCCAGAAUUCAAAGGCAAUUGUAAAUUCCUCUUAAAUUGUAAGAUAAUUCACGUUCACGUUUUAUUUAUUUGAUUUGUAUUAUGUAUUUUAAUUUAUCAACCGUGUAUAGAGUUAUGAUUAUAAUUUAUAUUA